AUGGCGGCGCUUGAGGCCUUUGCCUUCAAGAUCGUCGGGCACGCCAUCCGUGGUUCCGAAAUCGAAGAACGGGAAAAAUUUCGCAUAAAAUCGAACAGCGACUCGAAAGAAGGUUACAGCGGCGACGUAACGAGACUAGUUGAUCAGCAGCAAGCGGUGCUGUUCCAGAUUAAGCCCGUUAACGACGACAAGGCUCCGUCUCCGAACGCAGACGUCACGAAGCCUCCACAGAAACCAGAAACAGGUGAUGAGACGUCGUCUGCUGAUGGAAAAGGAUCUGCAGAAGUCGUAGCGCCGCAGACCCUGAAACUUGAUUCCGACUUCUUUGAAAGAGGCGAAGAGGCUGACACUGACAAGAAGGGAGGAAGCAGCGACAUCUUCCGGAACAUCCUUAGUGACACAGUUGGCAGGAUUCUGUCUGGUUGAUGAGCAAUAAAA
This is a messenger RNA of Ornithodoros turicata, 438 nucleotides long. RefSeq lists its product as uncharacterized. Lineage: Eukaryota; Metazoa; Arthropoda; Arachnida; Ixodida; Argasidae. The transcript is spliced from 6 exons. Bases 1 to 426 code for a protein of 141 amino acids. The record is from RefSeq and is a predicted model, not a curated record.